AAUUAAAGCUUUGAAAGCUAUAUAUAUAUUUGUUUUGUAUUGUGUUUAAUAAUUGCAGUGUUUAUCUAGUUAAUUUACUUUGUGAAUACUUACAACCGAAUUUGACAAGCAAUGCCUCCAAAAAGAAUCACAUCUCUGCGGCACACAUGUAUGUAUGUGGAUGUGUACAGGUGUAUGUAAAACCACUGUUGGAGCGAAAUCUCCAAGUGUUCUUUGUACAAAAUGCCAUACAUGGACCCACUCCAAGUGUACACGGCUUUCCAGAUCGGAAUUUGUUAAACUAGCUACUAAGAUAAAACAACAGGGAUUCAACUGGAAAUGCGACGCAUGUAUAUUGGAGGAUAGCGUCAUCACUGAGUGCGACAGUAACAUUGAUGAUGGUGACGACGAGGACGAAAACAUCACCAUGCAGAAACUUAAACUUCUGCUUAAUGACCAGCUCUCGAAACUCACCAUAACCUUUGAAAAGAAAUUUGACAAUUUCAAGUCGAUAGUGGAGAAAAGUAUCGCUGACGUCAGGAAGGACGUUGCAAAUUUAUCAAAGCAAUGCAAACACACAAGCGAAAAAUGUGUUGGCUAUGAAAACAGACUAACUUCGGUGGAAAAUAAACUCAAAUCUUUUUCUAGAGCUCCUGCUCCAGCAGAUGUUAUUGCCGAAUUUACUGAGCGCAAAAGACGUGAGUCUAACGUUGUUAUAUUAUAUUAAACAUUAACGAAUCUAAAAAAGCUGAUAGCAAGGAACGUUCCGAGGAUAACGGGACCAGCAUCGGCACUGUACUACAUCCUGACCUAGCUGCUAACAUAGUCAACUUUAGACUCCGCCGUCUAGGUCGACCAGCUGCCGGCCGUAACCGUCCACUCUUGGUAGAAACUCCUUCUCCAACUAUUGCUCGCGCUAUACUAAAAUCCAAGCCACAGGUAAGUCAAAUCACACUCCCGCACAGCAAUUACAUAUUAAAAACUUUCGAGACCAGCUUGAUGCUUUGAUAAAAAAUAGCGAUUCUUCAAAAACUAUAAAGUACGUUAAUGGAGUUCCGAAACUAGUCAAUAAGAAUUUUCGCCCGGUCAACGAUAAAGGCAACUCAGGCAAUAAUGCAUCUUCACUAUCAGAACGUGAGAGGGCUCAACACCAAACUUGGAAACUUUCAAACAGCGGCAGCAAUUAGUAGUACUUUUCUGCAUCAGUGAAUCAUGGCUCAAUGCGACGGGGAAGUUAUAGACGAUUCUCUUAAUAUCUUUAGAAAGGACAGAAGCAGCUCAACUAGUGACAAUGAACGGGGGGAGGUGUUUUUAUCGCUACGAAAAACUAUAUACACGCUGAGAGUGUCUCCAUCCUUGAUAACAACUUUGAACAAAUCUAUAUAAAAAUAAAAUGUAGCAACUCCAGCAACUCAAUAUUUUUCUUUUCCCCUUUAUUUACAUUUUAUAUAAUUAUUACUAUUGUAUAAUGCCGUAUUGGCGUACGUGUAUUAAAUAAAUAAAUAAAAGGUUUACAUCCAAAAUGUUAAAUACAAUUGUAUACCAUUUAUUUAUCUAUUAAAAAAUAAAAAUCUUUAUAAAAAAUAGUUUAAAAUGGUACUCAUCUUCAACCACCCGUUUAAAAAGAUUUUUAAUUGGUGUUUCUUUAUAGUACUUUCGCAUUUUAUGCACGGUUUCGACUCCCUUUACUUCCCUGCAAUCCACUCCAGUUAAAUCACUGGUUAAUUGCCCAACAGCGCUACCAGAGAUUAUUAAGUUUCUAUAUAGACAAUUCUAUUCGAAACUCUUGUUUAUGUCUGAUCUUUCAUCUCUUUUUUACGCAUAGGCAUUAGGAGUUGCACGGAAUUUUUGUUAGUUUCCGCGGCCGUAUUGGAGUUUCCGUAGCCGUGUCUUGCUGGGUUGUCUAUAACUUAGAGUGGUAUUGAACGUAAUUUUGAAAUACCACGUUCAGCUCUAAUUCGUAGACUUAUCCAUAAUCACCAUACUAAAGUAACGUUUAUUACUUGUAUAUUAAUAAUUUUAUAGCAGUCGAGGUGAGCUCUCUGUGUUUGAGUGAUAUUGUGUAUUCUACCUAUUUCUCAAACACGAGUUAUACCAUUACACAAGAUGCAAAUAACGCUGCGCUGGUAGUCACUCAACGAUACGGUAACGCUAAACACAAUUCAAGCACAGUAAAAUUUGAAAAUAAUUUUUUUUCGAUAUUCUUCCACCAAAUGUGUAAAUAUAGCAAUUGUGUGUAUUAUUACAUGAAACAAAAAACUAAAUAUGAAACGACAAACAAAAAAUCGGGCUACAUGAAUUAUGAAUGUGCAUCAGUUUUGAGUAUUUUUACUGCCGUUGAGUGAAAUGUUAAUUGGCCGUCGUUACUUUAUGUAUCGCCAGCUCCGCAAUCUUGUCGUUUAUAAAUAUGGCAGCUUCAUUUACCAAUCGUCAACAUUACAUUCGUGACAUUGCAGUCGACAGUGAAGUCGGAGAAUUCAGUUACAUACUCUGCUCUGGUCAAGUUUUGUUUUCGUACGCUAUUCUCCAAUUAGCUAAAGUUUAUAUUAUUAUAAGAAAUAUCAAGUGUGUUUUCAUCUGCUGUACAGCCAUCAACAUACCAAACGCAGAUUUACAAUAACAAAUUAAAAUCUUUUAUCAACUUCCGCUUUACCCACACCACACCGCAGUUAACUGAAGUGGUUUUGAUAAAUCGUUGUAAUUGUAUUGUGAAAAUGUCACAACCUGUUGCAUUCCUUACACGCAAAGAAACAUUCAGCGCUUGCCAUCGCUUGCACAGCCCUCAUCUAAGUGACGCAGAAAAUGCUGAAGUCUUUGGGAAGUGUAAUCACAUAAACGGACAUGGACACAAUUACACCGUUGAGGUAACAGUGCGUGGACCCAUUGAUAUGCGCACAGGUAUGGUAAUGAAUAUUACGGAAUUGAAGACUGCGUUAGACAAAGUUGUGUUCAAGGAUUUGGAUCACAAAAAUUUGGACUUAGAUGUAGAUUUCUUCAAAAAAGCUCCCAGUACUACGGAGAAUGUCUGUGUUUACAUUUGGGAUAAUGUACGACAACAUUUGAAACGUCCAGAACUGCUGUACGAAGUAAAGAUCUAUGAAACUGAUAAAAAUUCCGUUAGUUAUCGUGGGCCAUACAAUCAUAAUGGCUAUUAUCAAAGCAUGCAAAUGAAACGCUCAGCUAAAACUUCUUGCACUAACAUCUCUUCUGAUUCCGACUAAUACUGCCAGGAGACCGCAAGUCUCGAAUUGAAUUGUGAAUAUGAAUUUAAUUAAUGUUAGUUAAGGGAAAAUACAACACUAAAAUAUAAACAAAAAAUAA
Molecule: messenger RNA, 3300 nt
Organism: Bactrocera oleae (olive fruit fly)
Lineage: Eukaryota; Metazoa; Arthropoda; Insecta; Diptera; Tephritidae
Gene: pr
Product: 6-pyruvoyl tetrahydrobiopterin synthase purple
Biological process (GO): tetrahydrobiopterin biosynthetic process
Cellular component (GO): mitochondrion
Molecular function (GO): 6-pyruvoyltetrahydropterin synthase activity
Source: RefSeq, a predicted model, not a curated record